This is a messenger RNA of Trichoderma citrinoviride, 1152 nucleotides long. Its product is annotated as arsenical-resistance protein ACR3. The record is from RefSeq and is a predicted model, not a curated record. The transcript is spliced from 4 exons. Gene Ontology annotation, biological process: arsenite transport; antimonite transmembrane transport. Gene Ontology annotation, cellular component: plasma membrane. Bases 1 to 1152 code for a protein of 383 amino acids. Gene Ontology annotation, molecular function: antimonite transmembrane transporter activity; antiporter activity; arsenite transmembrane transporter activity. Lineage: Eukaryota; Fungi; Ascomycota; Sordariomycetes; Hypocreales; Hypocreaceae.
AUGUCCGACUUUAAAGCAACACCACCUCCAGACCCAGGAUUGGGCAACGAGAAGUCAUCGAUCGAACCAGAAGCCCAGCAGAGCACCCGCAAAGAUGCACAAGACACAGGAAGAUUAUCUGCCUUUGCAUCCCUAGGCUUAUUGGAUCGCUUCCUGGCAGUCUGGAUAUUCCUCGCCAUGGCCGUGGGCAUCAUCCUCGGCAACUUUGUCCCGUCCAUGUCGCCCGCGUUGGCAAAGGGGACGUUUGUCGGGGUAUCUGUUCCCAUAGCCGUUGGACUUUUGGUCAUGAUGUAUCCCAUCUUGUGCAAGGUCCAGUACGAGUCCCUGCACCUACUCCUAUCGAAGAGGGCGCUUUGGAAGCAGAUUGGCUUCAGCGUCAUUGUCAACUGGAUUAUUGCCCCCUUCUUAAUGCUCGGGCUUUCGUGGGCAUUUCUUCCUGACAAGAGCCAUCUUCGAAACGGCCUCAUCCUCGUGGGCCUCGGCAGAUGCAUCGCCAUGGUCCUCAUCUGGAACGCCCUCGCCGGCGGCAACAACGACUACUGCGCCAUCCUCGUCGCAGUCAACUCCAUCCUGCAAAUGGUCCUCUUCGCACCGCUCGCCAUCUUCUUCCUUCGCGUCAUCAGCGAUGAAGACGACGUCGUCUCGAUAUCAUACUCCGUUGUCGCAACGAGCGUCGCAGCGUUUCUAGGCAUCCCCCUUGGCGCAGCCAUACUGACGAGGUUCUCCCUCCGCUUCGUGGCUGGCCCGGCCUGGUAUGAGCGCGUCUUUAUCCGUUUCGUUUCGCCAUGGUCUCUCAUCGGGCUGCUGUACACCAUUCUGGUCUUGUUCGCCGAGCAAGGCCACCAAGUGGUACAUCAGAUUGUGUCGGUUGUUCGUGUUGCCGCUCCGCUUGUUGUGUAUUUUGCCAUUGUCUUCUUCACCACCGUGGGCAUUUGUCGGAUGCUUGGGUUCGAGUAUCAGUUUCUCGUCACGCAAAGCUUCACGGCGGCGAGCAACAACUUUGAGCUGGCUAUUGCGGUGGCCAUUGCGACGUUUGGUCCAGACAGCGACGAGGCAUUAGCAUCCACUGUUGGGCCCCUGAUCGAAGUGCCUGUUUUGCUGGGCUUGGUGUAUGCGCUUCGUUGGGUUGCCGGUAGACGGGGUUGGAAAUAG